CGGAAGCUGUAUCCACGUGUGUUUUAUCAAUUUUGUUGCGUUCAAAUGUGCUUAAAUAACGACGCGCAUCAACAUGGGGAAGAACAAGAAUAGUAAAAACGACUCGAGAGAGGUGGUUGACAAGACCGGACAGCAACCGAGUGCGAAGAAGCAGAGACGAGAUGGGAAAGCCCCAAAAGAACACAAACAAGUUGACCACCUUGAGCACAUCCCCUUCAAGCUGCAGGAGAUCAUAAAGAGCAAGGAGAGAAUGCAAAGUGGCUCUUCGAAUGGAAAGAAAUUCAAAGAUGGCACCCUCCUUCAUAGAAAGCCAGAGAAGUCUGAAGUCAAGGACUUGAUCGUCCCGCGUUUCAAGCGAGGAAAGCGGGAGAGCGAGUUUCACUUUGUGCGGCGAAUGGAGAUGGAGUCGAAGCACGUCUACUUCCUCACCAAAAACCAACCUGAGAGGAAACCUGAGCUGGCGGAAGACGAACAAGAGAAGCCUGUAGACCAGGGCAAGUCGGAAAAAAAGAAAGAGUACGACAAACUGAGAUUGCAGAAGCGACAGCAGAAAAAGUUGGACCGAAAGGAAGCCCGGAUGGAAAAGGAGAUGUUCAAAGAUGACAUUGCUUUUGGCGAGGUUACAUUGGAACCACCUUCACUGACCAGCAAACCCAAGAAAGCGCCCGUCAAACCUCAGGCCGCCGCGAAGGAGCUCCUCCUCAACUCGCUCCUCGGCCACACGCCGACGUCCGCGGCCAAGCCCUCCAUGGCCAGGCGGAGGAUCGUGGAGGAGGAGCGGCAGCGGGCCGUGCUGGCCUACCGCCACCUGAAGAAACAGAGACAGCAGCGGCAGGAGGAGGCCAGGACUGUAAAACGAAAGGCCCGCAAGUAAUGAGGCACAACGGCGAGAACUCGUAUUUUUAUCGCAGGCGUUUUUUCGGGUAAAAGUGAUGCGGCUGAAGGUCUGGAAGAAGCUCACAUUUGCAUCCUGGGAAGAGACAUUCAAACGCUGUUGUCUUGACGAGAGGACGCCCACUUCAUCCUUUAACUUGUUCCAACACGCAAUUGUGGCCGUGUAUUUAUUUGUGACAAUACACAGGGAGUCCUCUGUUUACGACGGUAUCGACAGACGACGUUACGAACGACGUACAUUGACGUAGUUGGCGUAGAAAUGCUUCCUCAUACGAUAAGGUAUUACCGUCGCAAUUGCAGUUUACUUUUUACAUUUACGGCCGAGGUUAGACCGUAUCGCUGAGAGGCCACUUGAUGGCAGUGUUUCCGAAAACAACACUCCCAUCUCAUUUCUGAUCUACGGCCCCGAUAACGUAAAACUGUUUUUACACUCACUGAAUGUAAAGAAAACCUCAACAACAGAGUAAAGUGUAUUUUUCUUGCUUUUCUGAUGCAAGUGAGCUGAUGUCUUUUUGAUGCAAAAUGUAACCCCAUGACAUCUAAAAAGGAAGUAAUUAAUUAGUUGGAUCCUAAAACUGGCUUAAAUUUGUAAUUUUAAUAUUUUUAAAUAUUUUUAAUACAUUUAAUUAUAAUUAACCAAUUACUGCAUAAAAUAAACAAUCGUUAAAGGUCUGUAAAAUCCCGAAAGGUUUAUUUAAAAUAAAACCGCGGUGAGGAGGCCCCGUGAUAAGGACGAAGGCGCCGUCCCUGCGCCGCCGUCGGCCCUCGUGCGUCAGCGCGGCGCCGAGCAGCAGGAACAUCGCGUAGAUCAGCGCCAUGACGAAGUCCCGGUUGUACCUAAAUAAAUGUUUCAAAACAAACUUUACUAAAAGACUAAAUGCGAAUGUAUUUUACUUAAAGGCUUAACUAUAAUUAACAAAUAUACUGUACUGGAUUGAAAAAUAGUUUAAGCCACUGAGCGUGUGUUAAAAGUACCAUUUAAUGUUUUGUGGAGACGAGUGUACUAGGAGUGCAUUCAUAGAAAUAUUUCGAAGUUGCCUGCAUGAGCCCUGUCGCCAAACAUGAAUAAAUCACAUCUUCCUCGUGUUGCAAAGUGUAACGCUUAUUAGCGUGCGGCCAGACUGUUUGCAUUUGUAAUCCAUUUGGUUUACCCUCAAUAUUGCCACGAACAAGGCCGCCUUUGUUGUAAUCGUUACACUCCGCCACAAAGUGAACAAACACCAGACGCGUAUUUUGUCAACUGCGGCGCACACGAUAGCAGCGGUCAUGAGAGGAGCGCUGUCUGCUCCGUGUGUUUGACCAGCAAAGCCUUAACGUGUCCUCCUGUGUUGAUCCGCUCGCGGUCGCCACGGUAACAAGACAACGCAGCUGUUUGUGAGGGCUCGAGUGUCGCAUCUGCUGAGGUCGUGAAAGUGGUGACGGCUCGAGUGCUGGGCGGCUCAAGUUGACCCGAGGGAAAGAUUAGCUGUGAUGCUAAUGGACACGUUUAUUGUUAAAGUAGUAAAUCGCACCUAGCAUCCUCGUGCGUUUGUUUGCUCAACUUUCGAGACGUUUCCCUGCGAGCGACGUUCGCCGCGGUGCUCAUUUGCAUUUGUUUUACAUCUUUGCAAUUGGACCUUGACAAAUCCUUGAAUACCUGGCAUUGAUUUUGCAUUGAUGACUCCGUUUCCUGUCUUGUUUGCUGUGUUUACUGUCGAAGGAAACAUAAAACCGACUACUGGUCUUUAAAACGACCACACAGCUUUGCCUUACGGUCUCUUUAGCUGACUGCUAACAAACAAUGUGAAACACCAUUGACUGGUGAACAAAUACCAAUGGUGUCAUUAUUGUAUGUUUCUGUAAAGUACAAUAUUAUUGAUAUUUGUCUUGUUUAAAAAAAAAUAAUAAUAAUUCUGGAACAGAUUGAUAGCAAUUCAGUUUAUUUCAUUUGGAGAAGCAUAAUUUGAAGCACCACUGCACUUUACGAUAAUGACUCCAUUAAAAUGUAUUGUACAUCAAACGUUUUUCAAGAAUGUACCCAAAAACAUUUAUAAACAGUUCUUAUUGUUUCUACAAAAGCUCACUUUUGUGGGUGUG
Molecule: messenger RNA, 2970 nt
Organism: Phycodurus eques (leafy seadragon)
Lineage: Eukaryota; Metazoa; Chordata; Actinopteri; Syngnathiformes; Syngnathidae
Gene: ccdc137
Product: coiled-coil domain containing 137
Exons: 6
Coding region: 74-874 (266 amino acids)
Source: RefSeq, a predicted model, not a curated record